Messenger RNA from Clupea harengus (Atlantic herring), 1781 nucleotides. Its product is annotated as MARVEL domain-containing protein 3. NCBI's taxonomy places the organism in Eukaryota, Metazoa, Chordata, Actinopteri, Clupeiformes, Clupeidae. Gene Ontology annotation, cellular component: membrane. The record is from RefSeq and is a predicted model, not a curated record.
GGGUCUUGGCUCUGAGCAUGUUGCCAACAGAGCAACAGGGGCUUCAGUGUGUUAUGUUGAGGGUUAAAAUCCGCCCGGGGCUGUUUUGAACCUGUGCCAAACAGCUCGCAUUUAAACCGCCUCAUUUCUCGAUCACAGUCACAUUCCUCGCGCCACAGAAUGGGUGCCCCGCUGGCCUGCACAGAAGACGCAUCCCGAAAUCACAAAAGUCCUCCUCCCUCGCCCACAGAGUCAGCAGCAACAGACAAAGCCCCCGAUUCACGCCCCCACCUCGCACUACCCACUGGUCGAGACAGAGGGAUCUUCUGCUCUCGACAAAGAAGGCUCUCUACCGAAACGAGAGUAGUACACACUACGUAAUCAAGCGCCGGAGGCUCCCCUGUGAAGCACCUGGACCCCGCCUCCUUCCCAGGGUGGGGCGCAGAGCAGGUAAUCGCGAGACCACAGUCCGUCAAUAUGCGGAAAUAAUAAAGCACGGAGAAACGUCUGAUCAACACUGUGAAGCCAAUGUCCACAGAGAUAAGAAUAUGAGCCAUCCACCCAGGACUCACCGGGGACAGAGGGACCGUAACGGGGAGCGCAGUGGGGGAGCACCCCGAGACAAUCGGGAAGGACGGGCCAGGAGGGACUACUAUGAAGACAGACCACCGCCAAGUGACAGCCCAUCUACCCAGCCUCCCUACUAUUCCAGCUCGCCACCAGCUCCUAAACAAACGCAGAGAUCGGCACCUCGAGAGGAGCACAAUGAAUCCAAGUGCACCCACAUAUGUUCUAGAAGAGGAAUUGUGAUGAUCUGUGCCGUCCUGACUAACGCACUGGUCCUGGUGUGUAUUGUGGCAGCACAUCUCUCUAUGGCUGGGUUGUCAUCAGCGGGCCUGUCUGGAGGCUUCAGCAUCAACUCCCAGAUCCCCUUCCAGGGGACCGAGCUUCAGCAGGUCCGGGAACUCGAUAUGCAGCACAGCCAAUUACGCGCGCCUCUGGUCUACGGGGGUGUUGCCUACAGUCUCACCAUGGGCGUCAUCUCCCUGCUUUUUGUGGUCUCUGGGUCAAAGCCCGCCCACUUGCUACCAAAGAAGCUGCUGGUUGGCCAGUUUCUCUUCCAGCUCAUAGGGGGUGUGGCCUACGUGGUUGCUGUGGGGCUUUACCUGCACUUUGUGAUUACUAUCAAUGCAACCGAUGUGUGUAAGAGACGUGAGCGGCUCUAUGCUGGGCGCGGCUUCACCUGGAUGAAUUGCGACGUGGGUGGGGGUGAUGCUGCGGUGGCCCUGUUCGCACUCAUCACUGCGCUGCUGUACGCGGCCGGAACAUACUUCACCUUUGUCACUAUGCGAAACGUGGCACACUACAACAAGCACACUCAAAAUCACACACAUGCACGUUCACACAUAUAACAAACACCUGUUUGUUCCAACACCGACAUGUCUUAUAUGGAUGAAAGAGGAAUGUAAGGCCACACACACACAAACACACACACACACACACACAAACACACCUACCUAAUCAGUAACAGAAAAAAACCUGCAAAUGUCUUCACUUGUUUCUAAUUCCGACAGGACUAUUAACAAGUUAUUUAGUAAAGCUUUUAUAUUGAUUUUUUUAUGGAAUAAUGUCUGUAACCUCACAUUCAAAUAACAUUUGUCUGCCUCUUAAUAGCCGGAUAACUUGCCAUCGUUCGCUGUAGACUGUGAAUAUUCUGAUUCUGGUAUGUUUUUGGAUGGAGGUUUGAAUUCAACGAUUCUCAAUGUUGUAAUUUGUAAAUAAACUCCUGGUUUUAAUAUACA